This is a messenger RNA of Verticillium alfalfae VaMs.102, 1611 nucleotides long. Its product is annotated as carboxy-terminal kinesin 2. The transcript is spliced from 3 exons. Lineage: Eukaryota; Fungi; Ascomycota; Sordariomycetes; Glomerellales; Plectosphaerellaceae. The record is from RefSeq and is a predicted model, not a curated record. Gene Ontology annotation, molecular function: microtubule binding; microtubule motor activity; ATP binding. Bases 1 to 1611 code for a protein of 536 amino acids. Gene Ontology annotation, biological process: microtubule-based movement.
AUGGACCGGCUCGAGGAGACUGUCAGGUCACUCACCGGAGAUGCGCGGUCACCCAUCAAGUUCCCGUCACCACAGAAGCUACCGUUUUUGAGCAAAUUCUCUAACACGACUGAUUUCACAGCCCUUGAUGUCCACGAGAGAUUGGGCGCCGUCGACACGCAGAUGAAGCAGCUGCGGGAUCUCAUGGACAACUCGCUAUCAGAAAAGAAGGCCGCCGACGAUGCGCACGAGUUGAUGAGGAGGCGAGUGGCCGACCUCGAGACGGAACGAGAACGACUCGGGACACGCAACGAGACGCUACAGACGGAUCUCGAAACCACCAGGGAAAAGCUCAAGAUGCUGCAGUUUGACGUCGAGGCAGAGAGGCGAAAUCACAAGUACGAGCUCGAAGACGAAGCGAGGAGGCACCGCAACGAACAGGACGAGCUUCGAAAAAAACUAGGCGAGGAAACGGAACGACUACAGAAAACCCACCGAGAGGCCCUCGAAGCUCUCGACCGCCAACACCGGGUCGAGCUCGAGGACGAGCGAAGCGCCCAGUCGAGAGAGGUGCAGGAGCUGCGGUCGAAGCUGGGCAGCGAGCAGCAAGACCUCCACCUCGCGCUGCAGAAGAAGGAGCGCGAGAUGGCCGAGAUGCGGGCGCAGAUGGACGCCGUGCGGGGCGAUCUCGACCGGGCGGAGGCGUUGAACAAGGGGCUCGCCAGCAACAUUUCUGAGCUCGCCGCCUCCAACGUGACGCUCGAGGCCAAGAUCAACUCGCUCAAGUCGCACGUCGAGUUUCUCGAAUCGGACAACCAGGCGCAGUCCGACUCGUUCGCCAACAUGGAGGCGAAGCUGCAGGAAGCGCUCCUCGCGGCGGACGAGGCGCGCCACAAGCUCAUCAAGGAGGAGACGGAGCGCCGCAUCCUGUUCAACAAGUACCAGGAGCUCAAGGGCAACAUUCGCGUCAUGUGUCGCGUGCGGCCGGUGCUCGGCGUGGGCGAGGGCGAAGGGGCCAAGAUCACGUUCCCCGACGACAGGACGUCGGCCGAGAUUGCGCUGCAGGGCGCCGAGAGACGACGCCAUGGGCCGGCCGCGCUCGACGGCUACAACGUGUGCAUCUUCUGCUACGGCCAGACGGGCUCGGGCAAGACGCACACCAUGUCGUCGGAGGACGGCAUGAUCCCGCGGGCGACGCACAUGAUCUACGACACGAUCACCAAGCUCAAGGACAAGUCGUGGACGUACACGAUGGAGGGCUCGUUCAUCGAGGUGUACAACGAAGAGCUCAACGACCUGCUGGCGCCCACCAGCCGCGAGUCGGACGGCAGGGGCAGGCGGCUCGAGAUCCGGCACGACGAGGCGCGCAAGCAGACGACGGUGGCGCACUGCAAGACGGUGGCGCUCGACUCGGCGGACAAGGUCGAGGCGAUGCUCGCGCAGGCGCAGUCGAACCGGUCGGUGGCGGCGACCAAGUCGAACGAGCGGUCGUCGCGGUCGCACAGCGUCUUCAUCCUCAAGCUCGUGGGCCACAACGCGUCGACGGGCGAGCGGUGCGAGGGCACGCUCAACCUCGUCGACCUCGCCGGCUCGGAACGGCUCAAGCAGUCGGGGGCCGAGGCGAGCGCAUGA